This is a messenger RNA of Bactrocera dorsalis (oriental fruit fly), 3032 nucleotides long. It is a transcript of the gene Cyp18a1, whose product is annotated as cytochrome P450 18a1. Gene Ontology annotation, biological process: xenobiotic metabolic process. The record is from RefSeq and is a predicted model, not a curated record. Gene Ontology annotation, molecular function: oxidoreductase activity, acting on paired donors, with incorporation or reduction of molecular oxygen, reduced flavin or flavoprotein as one donor, and incorporation of one atom of oxygen; heme binding; iron ion binding. Gene Ontology annotation, cellular component: intracellular membrane-bounded organelle; cytoplasm. The transcript is spliced from 5 exons. NCBI's taxonomy places the organism in Eukaryota, Metazoa, Arthropoda, Insecta, Diptera, Tephritidae. Bases 531 to 2147 code for a protein of 538 amino acids.
UUAACACGAUCGUAGAGCGUAGAACGUCGCUUCGCUGAUCGCUCGUUCGCUCGCACGCUCGCACGGUCGCUGGUUCGUUCGUGAGGUCGGCUAUGAGCUCUGACGCUUAUAAAAGUAGCAAGGACAUACGUCUGGGCCAUUAGUCGAAAUCUAUUAACGCACAACGCGAAGUCGUCUGAAUUUGGCGUUGGCGAGUGUUGAAAACAAUUCAUUCAUUAAUUAACAACUCAAAACAAAAUCAAAUAAAUUAAAUAAACGCGCUUUAUAAUCAAUUUAAAAAAAUAUAUUUAAAUACAGUAACGUGAAAUAAAAUUAUGUUUAAUUUUUUAAACAUUUUCAAUGAAUACAACACGGUAAAUAAGCAACGGCUUUAAGAGUUUGUAAAAAAAUACAAGAAAUAUUUUCAAUAAAAUUGCUAAAAACAAAAGUGUUAAAAAUAUUGCAAUCAAAGACAAAAACUGCAGCGGUUUUGCAGUAAAAAAUUUAGUGAAGAAAAACUUUUUUGAAAAAAUUAAAUUUAAACAGACAAAAUGUUCGCCAAUUCAUAUUUUAUAAAAUUGCUAACGCGACAAUGCACAACCAACGAUCUGCAGCACCUGUUGCUCGUCUUCUUCACAGUGCUGACAGUGAUCUGCUUCCUGCAGAGGCUCUUGAACGCCUAUCGGGAGCUGCGCAAGUUGCCACCGGGUCCAUGGGGUUUCCCCGUUAUCGGUUACCUCUUCUUCAUGGGCAACGAGAAGCACACGCGCUUCAUGGAGUUGGCCAAGCAAUAUGGCUCGCUCUUCUCCACGCGUCUGGGCAAUCAAUUGACCGUAGUGAUGAGUGAUUAUAAAAUGAUACGUGAAUGCUUCAGGCGCGAGGAGUUCACCGGCAGGCCGGACACGCCGUUCAUGCAAACCCUGAAUGGUUUUGGUAUCAUCAAUAGCACCGGCAAGUUGUGGAAGGAUCAGCGUCGUUUUUUGCACGAAAAACUACGUCAAUUCGGCAUGACUUAUAUGGGCAACGGAAAGCAUGUCAUGGAGAAGCGUAUUAUGACCGAAGUACACGAAUACAUACACAAUUUACGCGUCUCUGAUGGCCAACCCAUGGACAUGGCGCCCGCUAUCAGCGUAGCCGUUAGCAAUGUCAUCUGCAAUAUUAUGAUGUCCGUACGUUUCUCCAUUGAUGAUCCGAAAUUCCGCCGUUUCAAUUUCCUCAUCGAAGAGGGUAUGCGUUUAUUUGGUGAGAUACACACCGUCGAUUAUAUACCCACCGUACAGUACUUCCCCUCGAUUUUGACUGCCAAAACGAAAAUCGCCAAGAAUCGCGAGGAAAUGCAGCGUUUCUAUCGUGACGUCAUCGAUGAACACAAAAAGACCUAUGAUCCCACGAAUAUACGCGAUUUGGUCGAUUUCUAUUUGGCUGAAAUUGAGAAAGCCAAGGACGAGGGACGCGAUGAGGAGCUGUUUGAUGGAAAAAAUCAUGAGGAACAAAUUGUUCAAGUCAUCAUCGAUCUCUUUUCCGCCGGCAUGGAGACAAUCAAAACCACUUUGCUCUGGAUCAAUGUCUUCAUGCUGCGUAAUCCUGAAGCGAUGCGACGCGUACAAGAGGAACUCGAUCAGGUGGUCGGACGUCAGCGUUUGCCUUCCAUUGAGGAUUUGCAAUUUUUACCAGUGACCGAAUCGACAAUUUUGGAAUCGAUGCGUCGCUCUUCGAUCGUGCCGCUCGCGACCACACACUCGCCAACAAGAGAUGUUGAAUUGAACGGUUACAAAAUCCCCGCCGGCUCACAUGUCAUACCGCUCAUCAACAGCGUACACAUGGACCCCAAUUUGUGGGAGAAACCCGAAGAGUUCAAUCCACGUCGUUUCCUCGACUCCGAGGGCAAAGUGCGCAAACCAGAGUAUUUCAUACCCUUCGGUGUGGGCCGACGCAUGUGUUUGGGUGAUGUGUUGGCGCGCAUGGAACUGUUUCUCUUCUUCGCCUCGUUCAUGCACAGCUUCGACAUUACGCUGCCCGAAGGACAACCAUUGCCCAGUUUGAAGGGCAAUGUAGGCGCCACCAUUACACCGGAAACCUUCAAGGUAUGUCUAACGCCGCGGCCGCUCACGCUCAAAAUUGAUGCCAUGAAAGCACCAGCUGAUUUACAAGACGCACGCACAUUAUAAAUGCUGAAAAUGUCAAAUGUCAAACUGUUUGACACCCGCGCUUAUAACUAAGUGUGAGCGAGAGAGAGAGAGAGAGAGAUGUGAGCGUGGGAGUAGUGUUUGCUGCAGGCGACUACUUGCAGUUGAAUGGCGUAUGCGCUUAGUAGUGCGCGCACAACAGCGCGCAUAUGCUAACAAGCGCGCGCGUGAGAGUGAAAGAGCGCGGUAGUGAAUUGGAGACAGCGCGCACGUGUGCGCAUAUGCGCUAUAUUGCGCGUAUUUAUGCGCGCACACAUUUGCAGACGUUUGGCGUACCAGAGCACGGUUUUGUUCCUAAUUGACGAUUUCCAAUUGUCGAUAAAACAAACAACAAAAUAUUUAGUACAUACAUAUUUUUAAAUGAUAACAACGAAUAAGCUAUACGAUUUUUAAAAUUUUGCUAUAUAUAUUAUAUAUAUAGUUAUCUAAAUAGUUAAUAUAUGCAUUUAUGGCAUAUAAGCAGAUGGAGAGAGAGCAGAAUAAUGAAGAAUGAAGUAAAUGUAUUUUUCUAGUUUUUAAAGUGAAAAAGUAGCGAGCGCGUACGGUUAUGUGAAAAGGUGGCUUAAGCCAAGCCGUCUUUUUGUUACACACAAGACAAUAUUUAUUUGUUUCAUAGUAUUUUUUAUACAAAUUUUUCAAAUAAAGCGCAGAUAAUACAAUAUUUCACAGAUAAAUGAGAAAAGCUUCCGCUUACUGCGCAUACUUGCAGUUUUUUUUGCAUUCGCGCUGCAUUUUUUUAUCCGUGAAACACUGUAUUAGCGUUGUAAGUGCUCGUAAGCAUAGUUAGUUACAGUUAGUGCGCAUUUACAGUUAUUACAGUUACUUGCGCAGCUGUUUAUUAGCCACGCUUUUGUUGCUAACUUUUUU